This is a messenger RNA of Rhagoletis zephyria (snowberry fruit fly), 1635 nucleotides long. The record is from RefSeq and is a predicted model, not a curated record. Lineage: Eukaryota; Metazoa; Arthropoda; Insecta; Diptera; Tephritidae.
AUGUCUAGCUCUAGUAAUUCUUCAAAUACGCCACCACCCGCCUCCUCUUCACCAUCUUCCUCCUCCACUUCUUCAUCAUCAUCAUCAUCAUCAUCAGUGUUAGCUAAUGCAGGAACAAAAGGAAAUAGUCCCAGUCUUCUUCCAAUAAAUGACGCCCUGCUAAACUACAUCCCCAUCUCCGAGUGCUACUCCGGCGCCAAACCAGAAGAAAGCAGCGGUACUUCUCCACCUCCGCCCAGGCCUCCAAAACCACGAGCGCUACAGUUGGCGGGCAAAUCACAGUCCUCGUUGGCGCUUUAUCCAGCUGAUAAUGUGGUCAACAACAGCAGCAGCAACAGUCCGGUCAAUGGAAACUUCACCAAUGGCCAACUGCCGCCACACCUACAGAAGCUAGCGACGCUGAUGCUGAUGAAUGGCUACGGGACGACGACCGGUGGACGAAUGCGAAGUCCUGCCAGUCCACUGCAGUACAGCAAGUCGAUGGCCAUGACAGCUGGCGGAAAUGUUUUGGCGCCGCCAGUUCUGGUCAACGAUCAACGGCCAGCCAUGACUGCAGCUGGAGGAAACAGUUUUUACGGCCUGAACGGCGGGAAGGGCAGUUCGGCGGGUUCAUUAAGUCUGCCACCGCACAAUCACAAUUACGAGUUCUGCAAUGCCAACGUGGUUGUGGGCCCCAAUGGGACCGCCUUUGUAGAGGUGCCGCCACCGGUGGUCAAUCGCAGUCUGAAGCCGCACCGGCGGUCCGCUUCUGGUCGCACCAGUAGUAUGGAUUCGACGAGUCCCUUUGGAUCGCAAGCGACCCGUCACACGCUGCCCAGGCCGCCACAGUUCUCUUCCUAUCCAAAUCGAGGCGAGGACGGACGAAAGUCCUUCAACACCACCCACAGUGCCCACAACCAGCAGAAUAUCGGCCAUCCAAACAACAGCCAUCACUCCAAUACGCUCUCCUUUAGUCAUCAGUUUGGUUUUGAAAAGAACAAAAAACUGUCGCCCUUCAGCUCAAACAACAACAGUCAUCAUUUCAGUAACCUGUCACACCUCGACACUCAGGAGAGCAGUGAAAUUCAGUACCUUGAUCUGGAUCUAGAGUGCCCCAACGCAGAGUCGACCCACUCGCAGAGUCCUAAAGAAGGUGGUGCCUCUGCCUUUUCCGGCGGCAAUGGAGGUCAAUCUGAUACAUCACAGUUGGUCUCUACACACAGCACCACCACCACCACAAACAACAACAACACUGCAACUCACAACAAUUUCUAUAAUGGCGGCAGCGGCACUGGUCAGUCGUUGACCACUUGGAACAUUCCACCAAGUAGCACUAGCAACUUUGAUCCAUUCACCAGCACAAGUAGUGGCUCUUCUUUGCAUCACAACAAUAACAACAACAAUGUUUCCACACCCAAUGCAAACCACGUGAAAGGAAAUGCUUCUUCGGCCAGCACCACCGAGGCCAUGAUCGCCCUGAUCGGCAAGGACAACACCAACACCGUCUACAAGCAGGUGGACUUUGUGAAGACGAAGGCCUUCAAUAAGAUGCGCGUCGACAUGGAUCGGACUGGCUAUCGAAAUGGCAACAGCAAUGCCAAUGGUGCCAAUGCCAGUGCCACCAACAGUGCCAGCAACGCAACCAGCAAUAGCUGA